Messenger RNA from Phacochoerus africanus (Common warthog), 3250 nucleotides. RefSeq names its product FAM3 metabolism regulating signaling molecule C (gene FAM3C). The coding region runs from base 299 to 982 and encodes 227 amino acids. Lineage: Eukaryota; Metazoa; Chordata; Mammalia; Artiodactyla; Suidae. The record is from RefSeq and is a predicted model, not a curated record. The transcript has 10 exons.
UCGCAGCGGGGAAGCGGGGGAGGAGGCCCAGCGGCGAGCUGGCUUCCUCCUGGCCACUCGCUGGGGUGAGGGGAAGCCGGAGGAGCCCGAGGGGAAGCCGGAGGAACCCGAGAGGAAGCCGGAGGAACCCGGGAGGAAGCGGAGAAGCCAGCCGGAGGCGGCGGCGGCGGCGGCGGCGGCGGCGGCUCCCGUCGGUCUCCGGCGAGACUGGCUGCAGGGAGGCCUGAAAGCGGGCGGAGAGGAGAGCGGGAGGCCGGAGCUUAUUUAAUGAAAAGUGCUGUAGAUUGAAAAACCAAACAUGAGGGUAGCAGGUGCUGCAAAGUUGGUGGUAGCUGUGGCAGUAUUUUUACUGACAUUCUAUGUUAUAUCUCAAGUAUUUGAAAUAAAAAUGGAUGCAAGUUUAGGAAAUCUAUUUGCAAGGUCAGCAUUGGACACAGCUGCACGUCCUACAAAACCUCCCAGAUAUAAAUGUGGGAUCUCAAAAGCUUGCCCUGAAAAGCAUUUUGCUUUUAAAAUGGCAAGUGGAGCAGCCAAUGUGGUGGGACCCAAAAUCUGCCUGGAGGACAAUGUUUUAAUGAGUGGUGUUAAGAAUAAUGUUGGAAGAGGGAUCAAUGUUGCCUUGGUAAAUGGGAAGACAGGAGAACUAUUAGACACCAGAUAUUUCGACAUGUGGGGAGGAAAUGUGGCUCCGUUUAUUGAGUUUCUUAAGUCCAUACAAGAUGGAACAAUAGUCUUAAUGGGAACAUACGAUGAUGGAGCAACCAAACUCAAUGAUGAAGCAAGGCGGCUCAUUGCUGAAUUGGGGAGUACAUCCAUUAUUAAUCUUGGUUUCAGAGACAACUGGGUCUUCUGUGGUGGGAAAGGCAUUAAGACAAAAAGCCCUUUUGAACAGCACAUAAAGAACAAUAAGGACACAAACAAAUAUGAAGGAUGGCCCGAAGUUGUGGAAAUGGAAGGAUGCAUCCCCCAGAAGCAAGACUGACAUGGAGCAAACUGAAGGGCACCCACGGUCACUAUUAAUGGGGAAGCUGUAACAGAACAAGUACAUGUAAAUAUUUUAAGAGCAUGCAGUCAUCUCGGUGUAUGCAUGAACAGUCUCUCUUUUGAUAUCAGGAUUAUUUAUUGCUAACGUAAAUAGGUAUCUUUGUAAAUAGUCAUCAUGAGAAGCAAAUCAUUGAAGUGUUUCUUAGCACAUCUCCGUAAUGAUACAAUGUUUAGACUGCUAUGAUAAUGCCAUCUUUUAAUUCUAAAAGCAUACCCAGUGGAUAACUGAACAGAUUGGAAAAAUAGAGGGGUAUAUAUACAAGUUGCGAUGAAAAUCUAUCAUGGAAUAAUAUGGAUUUUAGGGAAGAGACUUUGUUUCUUUUAUAUAUAUAUUGCCUUUGAUGAUAGUAUCUUUUAAAUUAAAAAGAUAUUUGGCAAGUUGUAUGUGUAAUAUGUACAGUCUGACUUUUCUGUGGUACUUCUUUUCGUAGUCUUUCUCUUCCCAUCCCAAGAAACCUAGAAAUAAAAUAUGAAGACUUCUAUCAAAUAUGUGAAAAGCACAACAGAAUUCUUUUUUUAAGUGUACACAGGAGAAAGUAAAUAUAUCAAGGCAGAUGGCGUUCAAGACUGUAGCUUGCUGGAUUUGGUGUUAGCAGUGGGAAUCACUUAAUUUCGUAUGAGCCGUUUAGAGUACGGCUGCUCAGAGUAAGAGCUGAGGGGCCGCCAAGUCCCUUCGCAGCCUCCGUAGGUCCUUCAGGAAAGCAUGUCAGUAUAGUUAGAGCAACACUGGCCUAAGUUGUCCUCAUUUAAUUGUUAUCACAAUGGACCAAGUGGCUUAGAAAGAGGCAUGCUUUAAUAUUAACAAUAAUUUUGAUUUGUAAACCAAGAAAUUCUGUUACUUACGUUCAUCUAACUUCCUCACAGCAGUUUCUGCCUGAAAAGAUAACGACGUAUUUAGAAAAGUCCUAAUGACUGAUUGGAACUAAUAAUGUCUAAAACAUAUUUUAUUUGAUACACAAUGACUUUGUAAUCAAUUCUGCAUAAAAAUAUAAGAGAUCUAACUUUUUUGUUAACCUCAGAUAUUUGCAAAAUGACUCAAGUUUUUAAAAUAUUUUUAGGGCAUUAAAUAUCUACCGUGUAUGAAGGAUCUUAAACUGGAGCAUUGAAAAUGCAAUGACCAAGCAGCCAUUCACAAUAAAAGGCAGUCCUUAAAUUCUAGAUCUAAGUUUUAGGUGAUUUAUAUAUAGAAAAACUAAAAGCAGUAUUUUUUAUUUUGCUGUAACCAAGUUGGAAGUUAUUCAGCUACUUCUUAAAUAUCAGUGAGUUUGGGGGUACUCUUUCCUCCCCCAGACCGAAUGUAAUUCAUGGUUAAGUGCACCUUACACAUUCACAAUUUUUGUAAACUUUUCGGAUUUUUGGCGCUGUUAUGCUACACCACAGUCAGCAUGUGUAUUUUGACAUUUAAAAUACUUCCCUCGCUUCUGCAAAUUAAAAGAUUAGCUAUUUUAGAUUUCCAGAGAUUGUGAAAUAAAUGUUGCUUUUUUUAAAAAAAAAAAAAGAGAAAGAGAAUAAAUACUCUUGAUUUGGCAUUGUGAAUUUUUUUGUAUUACCUGACCAGUGAUAUGACCACAGAACUUCACACUGAGAUCUGUCGAGCAUUUAUUGUACUGCUUAACAUGCAAAAUUUAAGUCAUUCCUAUGGUUAAACACACCCAUUUCCUCAGGCUGUAUCUUAACAUGGAUAGAAUUUAAGUAUCGAAAUGGCAGGACACCCUUUCAUGUUACAAGGACUGUAACAUGAUAGUUUUGUAGAGGUGUAUAAAAUGCCAGAAGAAGGGAUAAAGAUUGAUUAUGUAACUGCUUUCAUGCAGUGUGCUUUUGUUUCAAUUCUGUCUUGCAUAGAUUAUGCCAGCUUAACUUUGGAAGCAAUAAUUUUACUGUAUUUUAUUUUCAGAUAGCUUUCAAAAAUCAGCAUUGCAAAAUGUAGCAAUACUCAUUUAACAUUAAGAAUUUUCAUUAAAAUAAAAAAUUUGGCAUUGAUACUCUGGUAUUUUAAAUGAUGUUUAAAGACAUAUGGAUAUGUUUGUUUGUUUGUUUGUUUUUGUAAUCAUACAUGCUGUCCCAAAACAAGUGUAUUGUAAUAUGCCUGUUAAAAUUCAGCAAAGACAGUAAAAAAAUAAGUGCUAUGUGGGAAAUUAAAGAAAAAUUGAGCCAGAAUCUUUAUAUUCCUGACUUUAAUUUGAUUAAAGCGAAAUUUAUCACUGUU